This is a messenger RNA of Venturia canescens, 8981 nucleotides long. RefSeq lists its product as uncharacterized. The transcript is spliced from 18 exons. The record is from RefSeq and is a predicted model, not a curated record. Gene Ontology annotation, biological process: regulation of transcription by RNA polymerase II; negative regulation of DNA-templated transcription. Gene Ontology annotation, cellular component: transcription regulator complex; histone deacetylase complex. The coding region runs from base 1060 to 5817 and encodes 1585 amino acids. Gene Ontology annotation, molecular function: transcription corepressor activity. NCBI's taxonomy places the organism in Eukaryota, Metazoa, Arthropoda, Insecta, Hymenoptera, Ichneumonidae.
CGACUCGUCAACGACGACGACCGAGUUUCAGUCUCGCGUCGCGAGUUGCCGUCGUCUUUCAUACCUCUUUGACGAGUAUCUUUUCGUUAUUUCACAUCAUUUUCUGUCGACGACGUACGAGUUUGCUAAUGUUUUUUUUUUAAAUCACAUUUAUAAUAAUAAUUUGUUUGUUUAUGAAGAAAAAAGAAGAAAGUUUGCAAAAGUGGUGGUUCAACGUAAUCUCGUGGGAAAAUAACGUGACAAGCGGUAAUUCAUUUGGUUGGAUAAUGAAAAUAAAUAAUCGAUUGAUUGUAGCAAUACAUAAUUAUGAAAACGUUACGUGACGAUCGAUAGUUUUGUCGAUCUUUCAAUUACAUAAUAGCAUUGGUAAUUCCUUGAUUAUAAGUUGGUUUACGAUGAUUAAUUGGUGAUUAUAAAUAAUCGAGUGUGGCCGUCGCAAUCUUGAAAAUCUGUGAUCGAUUCCUGUUGAUUAAUAAUCAUUUUUUUUUAAAUACCAUUUUUUUGUGCGCUCUCUUAAAAUGUAAAAAGAUAAAAGCGAUUCGACUAAGAUUGGUGCUGGUGAUCGCGACGGAUUAAUCCCAUGUUUUAUCCGGAAUGUUGAAAUAAAAAAAAAAAAAAAAAUUGAUCGAAUCGAGCCGCGAGAAAGAGAGAGAAGGCGUAUAAAAGAGUGCAAUCUUCGAUCUUAUUAUUCGGAACCGCCUUGUGGAAAAGUUGACACCGGGUUUGGUGUAUAUUAAAGAAGAAUAAGGAGCGGAGAAAGAAAGGAAAGGGGAAGGGGAGAGAUAGAGAAAAAAACGUUUGUUCCUCUGAGUGAUCGUCGAGCGUGGACGAAAAUGAAGCGAAAAAGAAGGUCGGGAGGGAUAAAAAAAAAUGUGUCGUCUCGAGAAUUUUCGUUAUUGCAAUAACCGUGGUAAAAAAGGGGGUGAAGAGGGUGGAAAAGAGAGGUGGGAGAACAAAAAAAAAGAGAGAACGUGACUCAGCUGAGUGAUUGGGAGACGUCUCAGGGCUGACAAGAGUGACGACGGGCUAGUGGACACAGAUCCUAGUCGACCCGACGACAUGACGGCCAUUAAUUCGGGUCCGGUCGGAGAAGUUGGCGGCGUGAGGCUGCCUUUACAGUCGUUGCAUGGAUACGGAUCGGUGUUCAUGUACUCGGCCUCGACGAGUCCCGGAAGUGGUGGUAGUCAGGGCGGCGGAGGCGGGGGUGAAGUCACUCUUCGCCUCCGCGAACCCGAAGACAUACCGGAAGAAGUUUUGGCGCGUCUCGAAGACACGGCAACGCUCUCGAUAUCCUUGCAAGGAGACGCUGUACUGAGGCUCGGCACGGCUGGUUCUGGAAACAGUAAUUUGGAGCUUUUCGAUAGCGAGAGUGGUCCAGACCUUACGUUGUCCCCUCAGACAUUUACGUCCACGGCCGAAGCCUUCAUCAACGAUAACAGCGACAGUCUGGGAGUACCUGGUGACAACGAUACCGGAAGUAGCGAAGAGUCAAGAACAGGGACGGGAGAUCCAGCAAAGCUGGGAGUUAAAAAACCAAGACCCAAAGCAUCCUCGCCCAAUCGCCAAGGUUCCCAGAGGUGCCAGGUGUGUCGGAAGGCGUUCAACAAUGCCUCGGCCCUGACGAAACACAAGCUGACACACAGCAACGAGAGAAAAUACGUGUGUACGAUGUGUGGCAAAGCGUUCAAGCGACAGGAUCAUUUAAAUGGACACAUGGUGACACACAGAAAUAAAAAACCGUUCGAGUGCAAAGCCGAGGGCUGCGGAAAAUCUUAUUGCGACGCGAGGAGCUUGCGACGUCAUACGGAAAAUCAUCACGCCGGUAGUAAAGUGAACGAGAGUGUGAGUCCCAGCAGCCCGAUAACUGGACCCCAUACGCCAAAUACACCGAGCAGCAAUCCCAGCACACCAAGUACACCGGGUGCACCGACCACUCAAAAUGGUCACGGGCAUACAGCUCUCAAACAACUUCUGGCUACCGAGCCAACGCAAGCCCAACAGCACAAGAGCGCAACGUCACCGGGCGCCAGCAAUGACGGUCUAACGAAACAGCAGAUCGAGCUGAUUCAACUGAUAAUGCAACAAACGCAACAGCACCAAAACGCGAGUCCAGCAGCAGCUGUGGCAACCCAAACAUCUAAGGCCACUAAACCGUCCCCAAAGACCAGUUCAACCUCUCCCGCGUCGUCGGUCUCCACGUCCGGUAAUUCAGCGACAACGGCUAAUCCGAGCUCAAGCCCUAAACCGAAAGUGUGGAGCCACGGACAGCAGCAGCAACAACAACAGCAACAGGCUCAACAGCAAGCUCAACAACAAACACAACAACAGCAACAACAACAAACGAGCCAGGUACAACAAGGCCAUCGAGCUAAUUCACCCGGAAGCAGUAGUGCGGGCAAGGGUAGUCCGGCUCCUGCAAAUUCAUCCUCACCGGGAGGUUUAGUCACCACGGCACCUAACAAACCACAAACCGAAUCGAAACCGGUGGAGUGCAAUCUUUGCAGUCGAACCUUCAAAAAUAUUCCUGCUCUCAAUGGCCACAUGAGAUUGCACGGAGGUUAUUUCAAAAAGGACGAGAACAAGAAGACGGAGAAAAAAGAAACUCCUGGUCCACCGUUACAAACUGCUUCGGUCAAUGUAAGGGCUCUCAUAGAAGAGAAAAUCAUACAGAAGAGAACUACCGCAACAGAAGCAAACAACAGUAUUCAGGCACGAUCGAAUUCGGUACCAGGGAGCCAAAACGACGGAUCGUCUCACGGUAUCGGUAAAACGAGUUUCGCUGUGCCAGCACCUCCGCCUUUGGCACCGGGUGAAAAAAAUCGGAGGCUCUCAGAUACCGAACACUUCCGCCAGCCCAAUGUCACCGUCGGCGGUCAUGCCGCGGUCCAAAAACAGCUUCAAGAAGCGCAAACGCAGGCACAAGCCCAGGCGCUUGCUGAUAUGAUUCUCAAGGGAACGACGAAAAUGGCUGUCAAACGAGCGACCUCCGAUCCAGGUCAGAGGGUUCAGCUGACUUACCAGACUUCAGUAGCACCAACAACUACGACGCAGCAACAGCAACAACAACAACAGAUUCAACAACAACAAACCAGUCAGACGGAAACGAACGCUCAAUCUACAGUCUCAGAGAGUUUCACGAUGACCGGUUAUUCCGAGGACGGUGGAUACUUCAGUCCGAGUUUACAGGACGAAGUUUUCCAACAGGUCACCGCAGUACCAGACUCUGUUCUGCUUCAUGCAACACAAUUGGAUUCCAUACAAUUCCAGACGACUGGUCUUCUGCAAGAGCAACAGCCAGAUCAAUUACAAGAAAUAACAUUGGAGGAUCGUUUUACGAGUCAGCACACAGUGAAUCCGGACCUGCAAGCCUUGGUGAAUUCUCCGUUGCCAGAUUCGUUGGCGGAGUUUAGUACGUACGGAGCUCAAUUUACGGAGAGUCCGCACACGUUGCCGACGCAGUCGCCACUGGCAUCGCCAUUGACGAGACACGAUAGCCCGAGUUUUACGUAUCCGACGCCACCGGCGAGUCAGGAAGGUCUUUUGACGGGAAAUUUGCCGUUGUUGAGUCCUCAAGAAGAGGUGGAUACGGUGAGGUCGGUAUCGUCGCCGUUGUCGGCAGCGUUUUAUACAACAACGAUGUCGUCAGCGGCAGCGGUCGAGGAAGCGUUGAGCGAAGUACUUCCAGGAGAAUCGGAAACGGAUGCUGAUUUGUAUGGACCCGGCUCACCGAAUCCAAACUCUCCAUUGCCGAGUCCUUUGUCAGCGACGCCAGCGCCGUCUCCGCUUUCAUCGCUACCGGCAUCGUCGGUUUCAUCCCCAGGUCCGGGGACUUUCUCCACUGGAUUUCCAGUCUCACCGCAUCAUGCGUUGCAAAAUCAAAUGAUGCCAAAUUCGGAGGAUCCUCUGUUAUCCUCAAGCCCGAAAGACUUUAUCGUUGGACGUCGCAAGUUCGAAUUCCAAUCGUACAAGCUCAUAACGAGCCAAAAUUUGGUUGACUUUGGGCUUGGGAAUGGGAGUCUCGCCGGCAUCGUGGUCGACAACAACGGCGAAUACAAACUCAUCCAAACGGCUGGUUUACAAAAAGCCAAUGUUCUCGUACAAUCGGGGGCUCUGAGCCCAGCCGCUUUGACAUUCAGAAAAGAGAUUCGUCUCGCCACCCCCAAAAUUGAGCCUGGAAUCGUAAACAUUUCGAACCAAUCUUUGAACGUUCAAACCCAUCAAACCUUUCCAACUAAUCAACUCCAUCAACAAGCCAUCAAUCCCGCCAAGUUUCUCAUCCAAACAACAAACACGAAAAGCAUGAAACACAAAAUAGCACAACUGCCUGUACCGCUCGAACACAUCAAAGAAGAACUUUUGGACAACGACAUUUUUCUCAGUCCCGUUAACGUCAAUACCAAUAAUAAUAGUCCUGCUAGACAAUCGAGAAAACGACCUAGAAUCGAAGGACACUAUGCCAACUCGUCCCAUUCCUUCCCAUCGCGAUUAAGACGCGCCUGCGAUCGACACUGGGACAGCAGUUACACUCCACCACCCAUUCUCGAUCCCUCCAGGCCUGGCUCCGGCCUUUACGCGAGGUUACAUCAACACGAACGCGACGGGGAAUUCACCUCCGACGAUUCUCAAGGCAACGAUGGCCCUCCACCGAGAAUCAACAUUGAUACCAGAUACCAAGCCACUAUUCCACCCCUCGGAUGCGACGGUGAUCGCGGACGAGGAGGACGCGAAACUGAUCAUCCACUUUGGGAUCCUGGCAUAACUAAUCAUCUUACCGACACUGAACUCGAAAUGUAUCUGCAAUUCGCCUGCUGUGCCGCGACACCAGGAGGUGGGAGAAAUAAGGAAUAUGCACUGCAUCUGUUACACAUGUGCAAAGGAAACAUUCACGAAGCGAUGCUUAAACUGAUGAGACCGACCCCGACACUGCCAUUGCAACAUCCAUUGUUGAGCUACGAGUGUACCGAAUCGGAUCGUUGGACGUCCAACGAGAUGGACAUUUUUUAUCAGGGUUUGCUCGAGCACAACAAGGAUUUCGUAGCAAUAUCACGCGACGUUGGGACGAAAACGUCGAAACAGUGCGUGCAAUUUUAUUACUUAUGGAAAAGGCUCUGUCCGGACGAGUACAAGAGGCUAAGAGCGAGACACGGUAAACCAAAAAUCAAGAGCGAAUUCAGGGAUUACAGUCGCGACACGAAAGACACUAAGGAACUUCGGGAUGCGAUCGCAUCCGUCACGGAAAUGGACUUUCACGACGAUAAAUCUAUACUCCAUCAAACGCUCUUACAGACGAACGAGAGAGAAAAUUCGGCGACGUUCACAACGAGCGAAGGAGAAUUGAGGCUCUUCGCUUACGACUGUCCCGACAGCUUUAGCGGAAGCGUAACAGUUACGAUGGCCGGAAUCAAGAAAAUCGGCAACGCAACGGUCAACAACAACUCAAAAACUCACAUUAGUUCUGAGCAACAACUACCCGUGCCCACCCCACUUCACUACCCCUGCAAGAUUUGCGGGAAAGUUUUCAACAAAGUGAAAAGCCGAAGCGCUCACAUGAAAUCCCAUCGGCCAAUACCCUCGCCCGAUUCAACGGGUCAAGAAUCUAAGAGGCCUGCACAGCAGCAGCAACAGCAACAGCAGACGAUGUUACAACAGCAGUUGAAGCAACCACAGACAAAUCAUCAGAAUAAUCACCAGCAGACAAACGUCGGGUCGAAUCAGCAAGAGUAUCAAAAUGGAAAAUUGUCGACGAGUGUGAACGAGUCCACGAACUCGAGCGCCAACAAUUUGUGGCACAAUCCAACGAGAUUGAGGCCACCAUAGAAUAUACGAUUCCUUACACUCAAGUUACCUUAACGAAGGCUCAAAACUACGAGCGUAUAAAACUAUGAAGGACAGAACAAAAGUAAACGAAGGAAAUAUAAAAAAGUAUUUCGAAAGAAAAAUCGAGACUAAGAAAUCUCGGUCUUCGGUCGAAUUUUCAUAGCUGAAAAAUGUUCUCUGUACCGGAAGUUCGAUUAGAAAUGGCCUAGUGAAAUUAUUCUUGAAUUAUCCAUUCGAGAACUUAGCUGUAAUGAGCCCGAACGAAACAAAAAAACACACACACACACACACACACACACACACACACACAAAACGAAACGAUAUUCGUGAAUUUCGAUACAGAAACCGGUGACAAUUACUUUCUUAAAAUUCCAUCGAGCCUAAUCUGAAUCAACGUGUUCGGCUGACUUGUCCUCAAUGAGAGAGCGUCGAUUCGAUACCAGCGCCGCUACAUCGAAUUUGUUAAAAUGGCGUUGCUACGAAAUUCCUCGAUCGUCCAAGAGCAACAGGGUUAAUUGAACAGAAGUGCGAAAUAAAAAUAAGGCCGUAAACGACCGACGAAGAAAAAGGCAACGAAGGUUGGCCCUUUGACUCGCAGGAUUCGAUGGAUAAAUUAACGUUAAACUAACGAAAAAAAAAAAAAAAAAAAACAAAAACAAAACAAAACAAGAAUUACAAAUAACAAGAAAGAAAUAUAUAUAUGCUUUUUUUCAUCCGGCGGUCAUAUUGUUGAGAAACAAAUUUAUUUUUCUAACUCGGAGGGAAUCGUAGCUUUCAGUAAGAAAAUCCAAAAUGUAAACACAAAAGCGUAGUUGUAAUACAGAAAUGCUGAAACAAAAAAAAAAUAAAAAAAAAAAUAAAAUAAAAUAGAAAUCUUGCCAAAAAGAUAAAAACGAAACGAACAAAAUAUCGCUAUCAUAUUUUUAUUCCCUGAAAACUGGAUAAAUGAAGAUGCAAAGAAAAAAAAACCACACAGAUACACAAAAAGUACAAAUAUAUAUUUCUUAACAAAUAUGUACCGAAUAAUUGAAGAGACGGCGAAUAAUGGGGUCAAAGGGUCAAAUCUUUUUUCAUACAUGAAUUCCGUUGCCGUUGAUAAAACCAAACAAUAUACAUUUAUCUCGACAAUCUUUGAUAUCGACCUUGGAAAAUCAAAAUGAAGUGGCAUAACGUGAAAAAGACUCAAAAAAACCAUCGGUGAUUCCGUCAAUUCUUUCUAUGGGCCUAGCUGAAAAAAAUCGUUCGAUAAGUAUGCGAUUUUGAGCGUUGAUACGAACGCGGAAGCGCACAAACCGAUAAAAUCCAUACCGACGAUCUCACUUUCUCUAUUAUUUUAUCUUUCCCCUGUCAUGUUCUCAAUCUUAAUAGCUCAUUGAAACAAAAAAUCAAACGGAUUAUGGUAUCUGAACGAAAAAGUCACGAUACUGGGAAAAAAUGUGCCACAAAAAACGCAUCAAUGUUAACCGUCAAAUAAUUCUCACACUCGUAGAACAUUUUUUUCGUCAAUCUUUCUCUCGCACAUUGUUGUUCGCUAACUGUUUUCAUUUCCUGCUCGUAUGUUCAUUUCUACUCGAACAGCCUGAAAAGCUGUUUCGCAAUGACGAAUCGAGGAUGCGAUUGGCUCCGCAGGAAAGACUAAUAAAUUUAUCAAAUUUCAUUCGCCAAGGCGAGACAAAGUAUCUUUUCGUUCCACAACUGCAAUAAUCUCAAGAGUUUCGGGGCAAUGGAAUCAACCGAAAGAAUUCACUCCAGUCUGUCUAUGAGAAAAACCAAAAAAAAAGGGAGCAAAAAAAGGCGAAUAAUUGUGCUCGACGAAAAAUAAUUAAUUGAAGAAUCAUAGCGAUCGAUCACGACUGCGAGUCUGCGACAUCCGUUCUGAUCGUAACUGAUUUCCUCGUGAUAACAACCGAUGUGGGCUUCAUAAAGAAACAAAACCGAAACCAAAAAAUAGAAUACCAAACGAAAUCUCGAAGGAGCGUUUCUUUUUACGACUCCCUCGACUCAAAAGAGCCUAGAAAAUCGAACAUACGACUCGCACAUUUCUGUCCUGCGAAUAAGAAUUAGUUAGCCAUGAAUAUUUAAUAUUAAGGUGAGAUCGAAACACACAGAACUCAAUAACGGAAGCGAUUUUUGCCAUCGUUGUUCAAUCUAUCGAGUCCUUAUCAUCCAGUUUCCUUCCUUACGCCUAUUCCUCCUUCAUUCACUCAUUCAUCUUGAUAAUUGUUACCUUCGUCAAACAACUUAACGACGAAACAAACGUAGCGACGAACGAAUGAAUAUUAUCUCUCGUAAAUAUCUUGUAGUACGAGUUUUAGGAAAGUUAAAGAUAAGUUAAACAGUGGUGAACUUUUUUCUGUCUCUCUCUCUCUUUCUCUCUCUUUAGAAAAAACUUGAAUGUCCAUUUUUUUCUCAAUAUUUAUUAAUAUUUAUUGUAUUUAUUAUAAUUCACAUUAUCAUCAUGAUUGUUAUCAUAAUUAUUCUUAUAUUUAUUAUCCCACUACGUUUAUUGCUACUAUUACCCCGAUUACUGCUAUUGAUAUUAUUAUUAUUAUUAUUUAAUUAUUAUGAUUAUUAUUAUUAUUACUUUGUUCAGGAUAGUUGCAUAGUUCACUAAGGGAAUUGUUCAAGUUUCAAGGCCUCGUGCAUUUCGACUGCGAUCGAUUGCUGGACGGCGGAGUAAAAUAAUAAAUUUUAAAAAAUUCGAAGAAAUAAUGAUAUUACGUUCUUGAAAAAGACGUGGAAAAUGAAUAUGGUCCUAUUUGAAAAGAGGAGGAAAGAAAUACGAAAAAUGGGAAAAGAAGAAACUUACAGCUAUUAAUAAUUUUCAUGAUUAUACAUAUUUACUCGUGUGUACAUAAAUCUCCUGUACAUCAUUGUACAUAUACGUAUAUAUGAGUGUGUCGCUUGUGCGUGUAUGUGGGAACAUCCGUAUUGUACAAUUGAAGUGAAUUUUACGCAGCGCAAAAAAAAAAAAGAAAAAAAUGAAGGAGAAGAAUAUUAUGAAGCAUACGGAUUUAGAUUUGGUGAAAGUCGUGGCUCUAUCGCCAGGAUGGUUCGAUUUAUAUUUUUUCAUUAUACAUAUUUGAAUGCUAGCGAAAAUUUGUCAAGAUCUUUGUUUUCUCGUUAUUUAAAGGUUGAAAAAAAUAAAUAAACGUUUCGUUCUA